GACGCGCGGCGACGGCGGGGCGGGUCCGUUCCUUUUCCGGGUCCCGCCCCCAUGCCGUCGGUGCCCGCCCCCUCGCUCCCCUCCGGGGCCGACACCCAGCCCCUUCAGAAGCUGCUCUUGGGCACGGCCCCCGACUCCGGCGGCUUGAAGCCGCCUAGUCUGCUGUCGUUGCUCGCGGGCACGUCAUCGGGCAGCUCCGAGUUCAGCGAGGAGGCGGCUGUGAAGGAGCGGGGGCGGCGGCUGAGCUGGAUCCAUAGACGAGGUCGGUACCGGAGCCGGAGCCGGAGCCGGGAUCUCCAGCGGGGUAGCCUGAGCCCGGAUUCGAGGUCAAUCCAGAACCCGGGCUCUUCGCGCUGGGCCCGCACCGGCAUGGCGGCCUCGACGGUGCUGGGCGCCGGCCUGGCGCGGAUCCUCUUCUACCCGACGCUGCUGUACACGCUGCUGCGCGACAAGGUGUCGGGACCGGGGCACCGCGAUUGGUACCACCGCAUCGACUCCACAGUGCUGCUGGGCGCACUGCCGCUGCGCAGCCUCACGCACCGGCUGAUAGAGGAGGAGAACGUACGGGGAGUGAUAACCAUGAAUGAAGAAUAUGAGACAAGGUUCCUGUGUAACACUUUUGAGGAAUGGAAAGCGCUUGGAGUAGAGCAAUUGCGUCUCAGCACAGUGGAUAUGACUGGAGUCCCAACUUUGGAAAACCUAAAGAAAGGUGUCCAGUUCACCCUAAAGUACAUGGCACUGGAGAAAUGUGUCUAUGUUCAUUGCAAGGCUGGGCGCUCCAGAAGCGCCACUAUGGUGGCAGCCUAUUUGAUACAGGUAUACAAGUGGAGUCCAGAGGAGGCAGUGAAGGCUAUUGCCAAGAUCCGUUCCCACAUCCACAUCCGACCUCGGCAGGUACAGGUCCUCAAGGAAUUCCACAAACAGGUCAUGGCAGAAGCAGAAAAAAACUAAGGCUUCCCAAGAAGUACCAGCUCAUGAAUGAAGUAGGGGGACUGGAAAGAACUCUUAAGACUCUGCUGCUCAUUGUGGAAUAAAGAAAUGCAUUCAGUGGACCCUAGGAGCUUUAACCUGUAAUAGACAGAAAAAACAUCUUGCUCUACCAGAAAUGUGGCAAAGGAUGGAUAACCGUCCUUUUUUGUCUGCUUUGUUUUGUUCCAGUCUCAGAAAACUGUCCAUGGUACAACAGAAACUAA
This is a messenger RNA of Trichosurus vulpecula (common brushtail), 1193 nucleotides long. RefSeq names its product protein tyrosine phosphatase mitochondrial 1 (gene PTPMT1). The record is from RefSeq and is a predicted model, not a curated record. The transcript has 4 exons. Gene Ontology annotation, molecular function: protein tyrosine/serine/threonine phosphatase activity; phosphatidylglycerophosphatase activity; phosphatidylinositol-4,5-bisphosphate 5-phosphatase activity. Gene Ontology annotation, biological process: protein dephosphorylation. NCBI's taxonomy places the organism in Eukaryota, Metazoa, Chordata, Mammalia, Diprotodontia, Phalangeridae. Bases 52 to 951 code for a protein of 299 amino acids.